Molecule: messenger RNA, 8586 nt
Organism: Apus apus (common swift)
Lineage: Eukaryota; Metazoa; Chordata; Aves; Apodiformes; Apodidae
Gene: PDGFRB
Product: platelet derived growth factor receptor beta
Exons: 24
Coding region: 243-3536 (1097 amino acids)
Biological process (GO): angiogenesis; cell surface receptor protein tyrosine kinase signaling pathway; positive regulation of kinase activity
Cellular component (GO): signaling receptor complex
Molecular function (GO): ATP binding; platelet-derived growth factor binding; platelet-derived growth factor beta-receptor activity
Source: RefSeq, a predicted model, not a curated record
CGCGUGCACAUCCCUCUGCUCGGGGCUCUGCUCCACACCGGGGCCCAGGCAGCUGGAUCCCCUCCCAGUGGAAAAGCCUGGCCAGCCGGGGAAGGCUGGGAGGGCAGGGACAGCCUCGGCAGGCAGCAGAUAAAGAGUGUGGAGGAGGAGAAGAAGGAAUUUCGGGGCUGCCAGAGCCUGUGGGACGUGUGGCACCAGCGCUCGUCCGGUGGGACCCUGCCCAAGGAUUUGUCUGCCGAGCCAUGGAUCUCACCGUGCUGUGCCCCUCUCUGAGGACAUAUCUCUGGCUCCUCAUCCUCACUGGUCUGCUGAAGGCAGCAUCCGGGGGCAGCGGGCUGCACAUCGAACCUGCAGACACUGAGCUUGUCCUUGGCCUCCACAGCACCUUCUCCCUCUUGUGCUAUGGGAACAGUGCCCUGUCCUGGGAACGGGAGGGUCAGCCCCUUGCUGCCUCGCUGGAGCACAGAGAUGGUGUCUUCAUCAGCAACCUCACCCUCAGGAACGUGACAGGCCGUCACACCGGGGAGUACGCGUGCACCUACAGCCCCGAGCAGGCCCCAGAGCCAGCAGAAAGGAAAACCCUCUACAUCUACGUUCCAGACCCCUCCCUUGUCUUCCUCCCCACAAUCACCUCUGAAGAGAUCUUCAUCUUCAUCACGGGCUACACAGAGGCCAUCAUCCCAUGCCGUGUGACCAACCCGCAGAUGCAGGUGACUCUCUAUGAGAAAAAAGUAGAGAACCCCAUCCCAGCUGCUUACGACCCACAACAGGGAUUCAAAGGCUUCUUUGAGGAUAAGACCUAUUUCUGCCGGACGAUUGUGGAUGACCAGGAGGUGGAUUCAGAUACCUUCUACGUCUACAGGAUCCAGGUCUCAUCGGUGAACGUCUCCAUCAGCGCCGUGCAGACCAUCGUGCGUCAGGGAGAAAACGUGACCCUGAUGUGCACCGUGAGCGGCAAUGAGCUGGUCAACUUCAACUGGGAUUAUCCCCGCAAGCAAGCAGGGAAGACUGUGGAGCCAGUGACUGACUUCCUGCCCGGAUCCACCCACGAGAUCCGCUCCAUCCUCAUCAUCCAGAACGCGGAGCUGGAGGACAGUGGGACCUAUGCCUGCAAUGUCUCUGAGGGCUACCACGAGAAAACGGACCGGAAGGACAUCACGGUCCAUGUGAUCGAGCACGGCUUCGUGCGCUUCCACACCCGCCUGCCCAGCACGGUGUACGCUGAGGUCCACAAGAGCCACACCAUCCAGGUGGAGGUGGAGGCCUACCCACAGCCAAGCAUCGUGUGGCUGAAGGACAAUAAGACAUUGACCAUGGAAAGCAGCAGCGAGUUCACCAUCACCAGCAGGAACCUGUCAGAAACCAGGUACCAGACAGCCCUGGUGCUGGUGCGGGUGAAGCAGGAAGAAGGAGGAUUUUACACCAUCCGGGCUUCCCAUGAGGACGAUGAGCAGGAGCUGUCCUUCCAUCUACAGAUAAAUGUGCCAGCCAAAGUGGUGGAUCUCAAGGAGAACAGCAGUGCCAGCAGUGGGGAGCAGACUGUAACAUGCUCUGCUGAAGGUAUGCCCCAGCCAGAGAUCAGCUGGUCUACUUGCAGUGACAUCAAAUGGUGCAGCAGCAAGGGGCAGCCCACCCGGCUGCUGGGGAAUGAGUCAGCAGAGAUGGGUGUGCAGAACAACUCCACGUACCACGCGGAGCGGCAGGUCUACCGUGUGAACAGCACCCUGAAGCUGCACAGAGUGGAUGAGCCCCUGCUCCUCAGAUGCACAGUCCAAAACUUCCUAGGCACCAGCUCCCAGGACAUCACUCUGGUCCCACAUGCCUUGCCGUUCAAGGUGGUCAUCAUCUCUGUCAUCCUGGCCCUGCUGGUCCUCACCAUCAUCUCCUUGAUCAUCCUGAUCGUCCUGUGGCAGAAGAAACCUCGUUAUGAAAUCCGCUGGAAGGUGAUUGAGUCCAUCAGCUCCGAUGGGCAUGAGUACAUCUACGUGGAUCCCAUGCAGCUGCCUUACGAUUCCAGCUGGGAAGUGCCCAGGGACAAGCUGGUGUUAGGACGCACUCUUGGCUCUGGUGCCUUUGGACGAGUGGUGGAGGCAACAGCCCAUGGCCUGAGCCAUUCACAGUCCACCAUGAAAGUGGCAGUCAAAAUGCUCAAGUCCACCGCCCGGAGCAGUGAGAAACAAGCCCUCAUGUCUGAGCUGAAGAUCAUGAGCCACCUGGGACCUCAUCUCAACAUUGUCAACUUGCUAGGGGCCUGCACCAAAGGAGGGCCCAUCUAUAUCAUCACGGAGUACUGUCGCUACGGGGACCUGGUGGACUAUCUGCACCGCAACAAGCACACCUUCCUGCAGUCCUGCGGGGAGAAGGCCCGGAGGGAGGCAGAGCUUUAUGGGAACACUCCCAAGCAGGACCACGUGCAGAGUCACCUCUCCUUGUCCGUUGAGAGCGACGGGGGCUACAUGGACAUGAGCAAGGAUGACUCCCUGGAUUAUGUGCCCAUGUGUGACAUGAAGGGUGAAGUCAAGUAUGCUGACAUUGAGUCCUCUAAUUAUGGUACCCCAUACGAGCUGGACAGCUAUUCCCCCUCAGCUCCUGAAAGAGCAGACCGGGUGACCCUGAUAAAUGAGUCUCCACUCCUCAGCUACAUGGACUUGGUGGGCUUCAGCUUCCAGGUGGCCAAUGGGAUGGAGUUCCUGGCUUCCAAAAACUGCGUGCAUCGUGACCUGGCUGCCAGGAACGUCCUCAUCUGUGAGGGGAAGCUGGUGAAGAUCUGUGACUUUGGCCUGGCGAGGGACAUCAUGAGGGAUUCCAACUAUAUCUCCAAAGGCAGUACCUUCUUGCCCCUUAAGUGGAUGGCUCCAGAGAGCAUCUUCAACAACCUCUACACCACCCUGAGUGAUGUGUGGUCCUUUGGGAUUCUCCUCUGGGAGAUAUUCACUCUAGGGGGAACUCCAUACCCUGAACUGCCCAUGAAUGAACAGUUCUACAACGCCAUCAAACGUGGCUAUCGGAUGUCCAAACCCACCCAUGCCUCUGAGGAGAUCUAUGAUAUCAUGCAGAAGUGCUGGGAGGAGAAGUUUGAGAUCAGACCAUCCUUCUCACAGCUGGUGGUGCUCAUGGGAAACCUCUUGGUGGAUUGCUACAGAAAGAGGUACCAGCAGGUGGAUGAAGAGUUCAUGAAGAGUGACCACCCUGCUGUUGUCCGCACGAGACCCACAAUCCCUGGGCUGAACAAUGCCAGGCUCACUCCCAGUUCCCCCACCAGCAGCAUCCUCUACACAGCUGUGCACCAGAAUGGGGGCGAGAACGAUUAUAUCAUCCCUCUUCCCGACCCCAAACCCGAGGUAACCUGUGAUCUCCCUCAGGAGGCCUCCAUCAGCAGGGCCAGUUCUACACUGAACGAGGCCAACACAUCAUCUACAAUAUCCUGUGACAGCCCUCUGGACCUCCAUCAGGAUGAGGAGCAGGAAUCUGACCCACAGCCACGCUGCCAAGAGCCAACCACAGGGCACCAAGAGGUGGAGGAGAGUUUCCUGUAGUCAGAGCUGGGCUGACUCUGCAUCUGCCCACAGCAAGACCAGCUGAAGGGCUGACCCAGACACUGCAGAGAGCCAUGCUUUGCACUCCUACACUGGGACAUCCCCACCUGUCCCAGCAUUCCUCCUUCCCUCCCAUCUCCCAGUGUUGGCUGGGGAAUUAGACUUUUCCCCACUGCCAUCCCUUUUCCCCUCACAAAGAGAUGGCUCAGUGCCAACAACCUUCCAGAUCACUGCCACAUUCUCCUCAGUGACCAAACCACUGCAGGAGGGAGACAUCUCACAGACCAACAUCUUCUUUUCAAGUGAAAGAAGUGGGCUGGAUCUCCACAAGAGAUGCCAUUUUCUGCAUUGCUAAGAUGAUACUCCAGCCUCUUCCCCCUCCAUGGCAAUGAGCUUCAUCUCCUCUGCACCAGCACUUCUCUGAUGGUCUCAGCACCAGCCACACUGUGGUUCUGUGAAAUGCCACCAGGACGGACAAUUUGCUUGGAGCCCAUUGCUGGGGUGUAGAGAACCUGCUACACCAGCCUUCAGCUGCUGGAGAGCAAGAGUACAUUGGGUGGAUUCUCCUCCAAACACAGCCAAGUCUUGGAGAGACCAGUCAGCGUCUCAGAGAUACUGAAUCAUUUCUUGACAGCUGUUCUAUGGUGGAUAAGGACAUCACAAGCACUACAGGUACCCAUUGCUCUGGGACACAGCUCUGCAUCCACCUAGAGGGGCUGUCACACCCUUUUGUGCCCAGCAUGGCACCAGGAACCCCACGGGCAUGCCAGGAACUUAAGCUGCUCUCACACUGACUCUGUUGAAGCAGCAAAGAGGGCAGUCCCGUGUUGUUUGUGUCACCUGUGUGGACACCAAGCUAAUUAUUCUUCAUUGAAGAUUUAAAGGGAACAAAUAUAUUAAUCCACUAGCCAGGGCCAGUAUAAGGAAUCAAUAUGGCUAUUCAUUAAUCUACUGCCACUAAGCCCAGCUCAUCUGCUGGGAAAUCAUAUAAUCCCACCAGCUGCAGAAUCUUUGUGCCUAAUCUUUGGGAAGCGAGGGCUCCCUUUUGAUAGACUCUUCACCCAAACACCCUUUCUUAGGAAGGGAGGUCUCACUGGUCCCUCCUGAGUCAUAGCAAGAUUAUGGGGACCAUAAGGAUGCUGGAACACCAAUGCAGGGACAUCUCAAAAGAGAGAGGGAGAGAGGCUGGGAAGCUAUUUAGUCACAGCUGAACUGUCUCUCACACCCUGCCACUUUCUAGGGCCCAGGCACAGCCACUUGCAGCCUGGCAGGGCUGUGGAUGAAGUGUCAUGGGGAACCAAGCAGAGCAGGAGGAAUUAUGAAGGAUUCGUCUCUCUUGGAAAGUGUUUUGAAGGAUAAAAGGGCAGAGACCUUCCUCCUGCUUCUUGCCUCCUUCCUUGCUAUUUGCAGGUAGAUCUGGGACUUCUUGUGGUCUCAGCUGUCACCUGAAAAAGGAGACCCAGAGCAGGAGGGACACCAGGCUUUUGAAAUCACUGGUGAACCCCACCUCUGAAGAGAUGAAAUUUAGCCCCCAAAACCAACAGCUCUGGCACCAUAGAAACUAACAGGGAUUUUUUCUGAAAAGAGAAGUAACAGGCAGGUUUAGAAAUUCAGAAAUUCAAGCAGCAUCUAGCUGGGCUUCUGCUCCCUCAGAGCCACCAGGAAUUAAGAAUAAAUAAAUAAGAAAUUAAACUUCUGCCAGAAAUCCCCAGCAGCUUCUGGUUAAAGUUGUCUAUCAUGGCAAUGCUGCUGUUUAUACAGCUAAAGAGGAGUAGAUGUUUUGUGGGCUGAUGUCCUUCAUAAAAUGUGAAUCUAAGAAACAGCACUUUUAUUGGCAGCUGAUGGAGUUUAUUUUCAGCCCAUGUGGUCAGAUUCCCCACCAUCCAUAGGAAAGCCACUGUGAAUGACAACUCUUUUUCCAUGCUCUGUUCCUCCUGCUUUUAAUGAAGGAGCCAUCUUCUGUGGCCACAGUUCAUUAAAUGAUCCUAACCAUGGAGAAGUAGUAACUCAUGAGAUCCUUGGGGUCAGACCACUUUAUUUUUCUAACAUGUAAGGUGCUUGGUAGGAUCUGUGUCACUGCAACUUGAGCCCAUAGGAUGGCACAGCUGAUCAUCCUAAUCACCCCUGUCAGCACCAGCUCUGUUUUUAAUUUGUUCUUCUUUAUCAGAGGUGACCAGAAGUACCCUGUACUCCAGGUGAGGUCAAAUCUAGACCUUGCAUAGGGCAUUAAUAGUUCUGGUCUGUACUGGAUUGGGCUUGCCUGGUUGUAGCUUUGGAUAGUGUUGGCCUUUUCCCAGCCACAACAUACUGGUAGUCUGGAGUCAUCCUCUGACCAAUCUAAGCACCUACAUCUUUCUACUUUUUUCCAGCAUUUCUAACCAAGAUACUCCCUGCUGUUCCAGACAUUGGAUCAUCAGCACAUCUUGUUAACAAACUGUUAUUUUUGGGCUGGACUGACUAAUAAAAAUAUGAAAACUUCCAGCAUCAAGAGCAACCCUGGAGAGCUACUUUUAUUACCUCUGUCCAGCCCAAAGAUUUCCCCAUCAGUUAACUCCUUCUCACCCUCCCUUUGGCCAUCUGCUUAUUUACUUCACAAAUCCUAAACUCCAUCUCGUACAGAUUAAUUACUAAUUAAAUGACUAAUUUCCCCCUAUCAAAUAGUUUCCAUGGUUCUGAAAGAGGAGAUCUAUUUUUCUCCCUGCUGGGGGAACUCAGGUAUCCUGUCCUAUUAGCUGGGCAUUAGCUACACUUGGAUGCCUAUUGUAUUUUGUCCCAUGUGUAGAUUUAUUGCAAUUAUUCUUUGCAUCAAAACCUGUUCUGGCUGCUGACAGGGUGCUAAUCCCACCUCCUUCUUCCUUCUUAAAGUAGGUACGCCAGAUGCUUUUUAAGAUGGUACCAUUCUCCACUCCUGAAAGAGAUGACCAAAUAUUUGCUUCUGGCCCUGUGACUGCAAAGGUCAAGCCUUGCACCUUAUGGUACUUUCCUGUCCUUACUCAACUAUUCUCACCACCACUUAGCAAGGACAUGCACGCCUGCUGCAGCAGGCAGGUCUUCUCAGCCAGGGACAGGCAACGUGUUCUGCUCAGCAUCCCUGCAACUCUCCCCCAAGAGAGGGCUUGGCAGGGCUUACAGCAUCCUCCCCAGACAAGUGCUCUCUGCUCAGGGGAGCCAACUCCAGCCCCUGCUCCCUCUCUCACUGAUGCCAGCAUUCCAGUCCCUACGUGGCCCAGAGGGUGAGGGCCAGGAGAAAUGGUCCCCUGUUCUGAGCCCAUUAGUUUCGCAGCCACAAUUUCUCCAGUGAGAGUCUGAAGGGAACCGGCCCCUCCAGGUUUUCAGUUUCAAUGAUCAGUAUUUUUGUUUGGGUGUGGUUUUGUGUUUAGAGGUGGACCCAAACUGAGCCCCUCCAAAAAGGGACAUGUGCCACAGCUUGGGCCCAUCUCUAGUGCAAUAUCUUUUAUUUGUAGAUCAUAUUUUACUCUACAGCUGUUACAUCGUUAUCAGCACCAGUAUAUGCAUAAUCCUACUGCCAGUCACUAUUGCAUACGUUCCUAAGUGUAUCCCAGAAAUGAAUGCAACACUCCAGUGUCUCUUUCCACAUUUAAGAUGCUUCUCAGACUGAUGUGUGCACAGGUUUUAAUCCUUUUGUCCUUCUUGGUUUGAGCGUGUUGUUGUUUUUAUUAAGCGAGAGUGUCAGGUUUAGUGUUUGUGUUGUAUUAAGAAAUCUAGAGCACAGUGGACUUUAUUUGUAACUAAAUUGUCUCUGUUCAGCUGCCAAGGGCACUGUGGCAGAGUCCCACGGGGAUGGGAGGCAGAAGUGCAGUGCAGAUGUGCAGCCAGGAGGAAGUCAGCCAGAAGUGAGAAAUGGGUCUUCCCCUUCUUCCCAGUUGGGACUCUGGGCUGGGGGAGAGGCAGCACCACAGGGUACUGGGCAGUGGGUUAGGUUUUGGCUGUGGGGAAGCCGGGCCUGUGUAAAGCUGGGCAGAUGUGAAGAAGGGGAUUUCACAGAUGUCUCCUUCAGGGGGGCUUUUUCUAAAAUGGGAUGUCAGCUAAUGCACUACGGAGGCAGAUCCCGUGCUGCAACGCACAAGCCUGAGGAAGGGCUCUGCUCAGAGUCAGCGCUUGGCUCAGGCCCCAGGAUCAGUGUGGCCAGUUCACAGUGCAAACCCCAGGAUGUCCCACAUGGACAGGAGAGCCUGGAGACAGUUUGGCUGUGCUCUCACUUGGAGACCAUGAAGGUUGCCUACUGGCAGCUCUCAGUAGCCUUUUGGCAGCCUUUGCUCUGGGUGGUUGCACAGGCAGAGGACAGCCAGAGCAGCUGCAGGUCCUCACAGCGCAGCUCUUGGGCUGGGAACAGGCCCUUCCUGCAGCAUGUCCCAGCCCUGCUGGGAUACUAAGCAGUCAGGGCUGACUGUAGUGGUGGAGGCACCAUGUUGUCUGCAGGACUUGCACAGGGCAGGCCAGAUAUUGUUUAAAAAAUCAGAUUUCCAAGGUCAGUACAUGGGUAGCUGGGCUCACAGUGUCAUUCCCAUGUUUCAGCCAGAUGGCUGAAGCUUUGGGGCAUGCCAAGAUGGAUCCUGUUGAAUUUGGAAAAGGCAGGUGAACUGCUCCAGCAGCACUUUGGAUAGAUGACUUGCAGGGGAGGAAGCAGGGAAGACAGCUUGUGCUGGGAGACCUGCAGUGUCCCAUCACUCCUGUCCUUUCCUCCUUCAUGGAUUGCACCAGACCUGAAAAGCUGACCCAAAGCUUGCCCUCUCCCACUCCUGCGGUGCUGGCCUGCUGGCACCAUGCUGUUAUUCUGCAGCAUCUCUGAACAGAAGCAGCACCUGCCUCCCUGCUGUCUGUCAGAAACCAUCCUGAAGGCAGAAGAAAAAACAGAGUUCAGACAAAGGUACCAAAGAGUUAACAUUUUCCUAGGUUUACAGAUAUAUUUUAGGAUUUGUACUAUGUCACAUCUAUAGCCAUGAGAUAUUAUUUUUAUGCCAUAAACUUUUACAAAUACUUUUUUAAGGAAAGAGUUUAAAAAAAAUAAAGGUGUUUUUCUUUUUGCAAA